This is a messenger RNA of Papaver somniferum (opium poppy), 1793 nucleotides long. RefSeq names its product LRR receptor-like serine/threonine-protein kinase ERL2. The record is from RefSeq and is a predicted model, not a curated record. The coding region runs from base 362 to 1549 and encodes 395 amino acids. Gene Ontology annotation, molecular function: protein binding. Lineage: Eukaryota; Viridiplantae; Streptophyta; Magnoliopsida; Ranunculales; Papaveraceae. The transcript has a single exon.
AAGAGAAAACUUCUUCCAAGACACAAACACAAAAACAGAGAAAGAAAAAUUUGCAGCUGUAAAAUGGAAUUUCUUCCUCAUCAUCUUCUUUGAGAAGCCAAGAUUUAAUGAAGAUUAAGAAGAAGAAACUUAACUCCCACGUCUUCUUCACCUCUAAAACCAUCUCUGUACUGUUUCUUUUCCAUUAAAGCAUUCGCUCCCACCAACGUUACACGAGAUACCUGAAGCUACUGUCAAAUCAUCACGGAAAAAGUUUCAUCAAAUUUCCAUCCUUUCUUCUUCUUCACCACCAGCACCAGCAUUGCAUUUCCACCCUAUAUAAACCCCCAAAAAAGUGUUCUCUUUUCAUCAAUCGAUCAUCAUGAAGAAGCUAUAUCCAUUGAUCACUAUUUUAUUACUCUAUCUUUUAAUUUCAGUAAAGGCAAUGUUAGAUCCAAUGGAUUUCUUAGCAUUACAAGCAAUACGAAAAUCAUUAAACGAUUUACCAGGUUCUAAUUUCUUCACAUCAUGGGAUUUCACUUCUGAUCCGUGUAAUUUCGCCGGUGUUUAUUGUGUUUCUGAUAGAGUAAUCGCAUUGAAUCUUGGUGAUCCGGUAGCUGGUUCAACAGGUUUAACUGGUCAUUUAGAUCCAUCAAUUGGUAAAUUAUCAUCUCUAAUUGAAUUAUCAAUCGUCCCUGGUCGGAUUAUAGGUACACUUCCGAAUACCCUUAAUCAGUUGAAGAAUUUAAGGUUCUUAGCGAUUAGUAAAAACUUCAUUUCUGGUGAUAUUCAUAACUCAAUUUCAGAACUCAAGAAUUUGAGAACUAUUGAUUUGAGUUAUAAUCAGUUAACCGGUUCGAUUCCGCGAACAAUUGGUACAUUCCGGUCACUGAAUAAUCUUAUACUUUGUCAUAAUCAUCUCUCCGGUGGAGUUCCGCCGUUUUUCUCAGAAUCAUUGACUCGGUUAGAUCUUAAACAUAACGAGUUAACUGGUUCUCUAUACCGCUGGUCAUUUCCUGCUUCGUUACAGUAUCUUUCUUUAUCAAUGAAUCGUUUGACUGGACCGGUUGACCGGUUGCUAACUCGUUUGAACCGGUUGAAUUAUCUCGACCUGAGUCAGAAUUACUUCACGGGAGGAAUCCCGGGGAAUUUGUUUACAUUUCCGAUUUCGAAUCUUCAGUUGGAAAGAAAUAUGUUUACAGGUAAUUUGCUACCGUCGAAUCAAGUGAUGAUCGAAACCGUCGAUGUAAGUCAUAAUAAAUUUUACGGUCAGAUUUCUCCGUUGUUUUCGUCGGUGCAGAAGUUAUACAUGAACCAUAAUAAGUUUUUCGGCCAAGUUCCGGGGAGUUUUGUGGCGAGUUUAAUGUCUGCACAUAUUCAGAUAUUGUAUCUACAGCAUAAUUAUCUGACUGGGAUCCAGAUCAAUCCGACGGCUGAGAUUCCGUUGAGUAGUUCAGUGUGUUUGCAGUAUAAUUGUAUGGUGCCACCAAUACACACCACGUGUCCGAUUAGUGCUGGGACGGUGAGAAGAAGACCGGCUGCUCAGUGUGGAAAUGGAUGGAAAGGGUGAAAAUUACAGUAUGGGUUGUAAGGAAGGGUAAAAUGGGAAGAAACAGGUAAAAUAUAGAUAGUUUUUUUAUUUUUUGUUAUAAGAAAAUCUCAUUCUCAUAUGUUAAAAAUUAUAUUUUUUGGGGGGCUUAAAAUCAGAUUAUAUUAAUCUAAUAAAAAUGUAAUGUGGAUAAUUAUUAGAAUAUAGUAUAAAUAGUUUGUUAUUUUUUUUUGUUUAAAUCUAAGAUCUAUGAGAAUUGACACUA